AUGGAUGAUCGUGCCAACACGUGUGCUGACAUCACCGAACACAACUGUCAAUCCUGCGAACGUCCGGAUGCGGCGGGAAAAGAAAUGGUUCAAUGCUGUCUAUGCCUGUUGUGGGAACACUUUGGCUGCGCAGGGGUUGAUGAUAUGAUUAAAGAACCUGGUGUCAAAUAUGUUUGCACUACUUGCAGCAGCAAACAGAAAACGUCCGCCUCUACGUUCACCAAAGAGCUACUUAAACCUUCCACCCGCUCUGACCGAUUAACUCGGGCUGGAUCCCAACGCAGCAAGCAACUCUCGAUUGCUAAAGGGAGCGCCAUUUCCAGCAAUCGAGCCGCUCUGGAGGAACAACUGAAGAUGGUAGAGCAAGAACAGCUUCUGCGGGAACAAGAACUGGAGGAAAAGAAGGAACUUAAGCGACUCGAACUAGCAGAAGCCGAGCGCCAGCUGAACGAGAAAAGACUGCUGCUAGAGGAAGAGAAGAAAAUUCGUGAACGGAAGCUGGCGGAUGAAUUGGCCAUGAAAAUGCUGCAACAAAAAUUAAGGAGAGAGUCGCUAGAAAAGCGGAAUGAAAUUGUGCGGCAGCUAGCCCAAUCCAGCAGCAGAGGCGGAUCACUUCCGGAUCUAAACGAACGGGUGAAGUGCUGGCUAGCUAAUCAGGAUAAGGCAAAUGAAACAGAAGGAAACCCGGCCAAUACCAGUGAACAUCUCUACAGCAAAAUUCCUUCCGUAGUCCUUUCGAAGCGUGAUGUUUCUCCGGAUCCUGCUCCAUCAUCGUUGAUCCCAGAAUUACCAACGCCGGAUCCCCAACCGAGACCUGUUCCAAAGCCACUACCAAUACUUUCAUCUCUACCACCCACUCCACCUCGUGCAGACACCCAUACGCCAGACAACUACUCAAACGUUCCACCAGAUAGUUUAUGUCCAGCACACUCACUGUGUGAAAAGGAUUGGGCGAUGCCACCGCCUCAGCUUCUCCCCGCGAAUGGGCGCCAAGGACAAGGUGGCGUCCUCUCUCACCAACAAAUCGCUGCGCGCCAGGUUUUAGGAAAGGAAUUACCCAUCUUCAAUGGGAAUCCGGAAGACUGGCCAAUUUUCGUCAGCAGCUACGAACAGUCGACGACGGCCUGUGGCUAUUCGGAUGCUGAGAACCUCAUCCGCCUACAACGAUGCUUGAGAGGCAAUGCCUUGGAGGCGGUGAAAAGUCGGCUGCUUCUGCCAUCGAGUGUACAGCACGUCAUCGAGACCCUGCGUAUACUGUACGGCAGGCCAGAACUCUUGAUUCGAACUCUCCUGAACAGGAUUCACCAAGUUCCGGCACCGAGGCACGAUCGACUGGAGACACUGAUGCAGUUUGGACUGGCGGUGCAAAACCUAGUGGAUCAUUUAAAAGCAGCCGGUCAACAUAACCACUUAGCAAAUCCAAUGCUGAUGCAGGAGCUAGUGGAGAAACUUCCUGGAUCGAUGCGUCUGAGCUGGGCUGAAUUUAAGAGAAGGCACGAAUUAGCGAAUUUAGGAACCUUUGGCGAGUUCAUGUCAGGACUCCUGACCGCUGCCAGCGAGGUGACCUAUGAUCUUCCGGGAUUUGUGAACACUGUUCGAACCGACAAGCGAAAACCGAAGGAUGCUAGCAUCAUCAACGCCCACACACAGUUACCGGAGUAUCCAAUCACACCGAGCGGCAGAACAAAUACCCGCCAAGCAGUUAAAUCUUGUUUCGCAUGUGGGCGUGAUGGUCAUCGUGUACCCGAGUGCGAUCAAUUCAAAGCAGCUAGCGUAGACGAAAGGUGGAAAUUGAUCCAGCAGAAGGGCCUAUGCAGGACAUGCCUGAACAGUCACGGGAAAUGGCCAUGUCGAUCGUGGAAUGGAUGUGGCAUUGAAGGGUGUCGACAAAAACACCACACUCUUCUCCACUCCUCUUCCCCUACCAACCGCAACGUUAGUGUUUCUGCUAGUCACGUUUCCUCGGGAGAAUUCAAUUGGCCAUUGUUUCGGGUAUUACCGGUAGUCGUGUACGGAAAAAGGUGCUCUCGAAUUAUUUUCGCUUUCAUCGAUGAGGGUUCCUCUUAUACCCUUCUGGAACAGUCGGUCGCACAGAUGCUCAACGUAUCCGGUCAGAAAGAACCGCUCACCUUGCAGUGGACAGGAAAUGUGACUCGAGUUGAGUCCGAAUCACAACAUGUGCAACUGGAUAUCUCUUGUCAUAGCGGGAAUCCUCGAUUCCGCUUGAACAAUGCUCGUACAGUGCGUCAUCUGUUACUCCCCUCUCAAACCCUCAAAUACCACGAUCUAGCAACCCGCUUUUCGCACCUGCGGGGCCUACCAUUGGAAGAUUAUGAGUUGGUUCAGCCACAGCUGCUGAUCGAUUUGGAUAAUCUGCGACUCUGUGUUCCGCUCAAGCUUCGAGAAGGAGGGCCGCGAGAUCCAAUCGCCGCGAAAUGCCGACUAGGCUGGAGCAUCUACGGAUGUAUCCCUGGGCGUUCAACCUCAACAGCAGUCGUCAACUUCCACGUUGGAGCGGUAUCUGAUUCGGACCGCGAGAUGAACGAGCAGCUUCGCGACUACUUCGCGCUGGAGAAUUCUGGUGUUACCAUCCCGAAAGCAACACUAGAACCUGAAGAUGAAAAGCGAGCUAAGCGGAUCCUGCAGGAGACAACUCGGCGCACAGAAGGUGGAACAGGUUUCGAAGCUGGUCUCUUGUGGAACACCGAUAACCCAAACUUUCCCGAUAGCUACCCAAUGGCAGUUCGCCGUAUGAUGUCGUUGGAGCGAAGAUUUGAACGAGAACCUUUACUAUGCGAGAAGGUUCGGGAGCAGAUAGCGGAGUACGAGCGGAAGGGCUAUGCACACAGAGCAAAUCUUGCCGAGUUGACCUCCGUGGAUGCGAAUAGGACGUGGUACCUUCCCCUUGGCGUUGUGACCAAUCCGAAGAAACCCGACAAGUUCAGGUUGAUCUGGGAUGCAGCGGCGAAAGUAGGUGGAGUAUCCUUCAACUCGAAACUGCAUAAAGGCCCUGAUUUACUGACUCCUCUCCCGCAAGUGUUGUGCCAAUUUCGACAAUUUCCUGUUGCUGUGUGUGGAGACAUAAUGGAAAUGUUCCACCAAAUCAAAAUUCGUUUUCCCGACUGCCAAUCCCAACGCUUCCUAUUUCGAGACUGCCCAACAGACUGUCCACGCGUCUACAUUAUGGACGUAGCCACAUUCGGAGCGACUAGCUCGCCUGCCACGGCCCAGUUCGUGAAGAACUAUAAUGCUCAGGAGUUCUCCCGAGAAUUUCCACGCGCUUCAGCCGCUAUCCUCCACAAACACUAUGUGGACGAUUACCUGGACAGCUUCAGAACGAUUGAAGAGGCUAUCGAAGUGGUCAACGAGGUUAAGCUGGUGCAUUCCAGGGGCGGUUUCACAUUACGUCACUUCUUGUCGAACGAGGUGGAUGUCCUGCGAGGGAUCGGCGAGCUAGCUGAGGAUAUAGUUAAAAAUCUGAGCUUGGAGAGAGGGGAAAACUCCGAGUCGGUACUGGGAAUGAAGUGGCUGCCGAAAGACGACGUAUUUGUAUACACCUUUGCCAUGCGAAGAGACCUCCAGCAAAUUCUGGACGACGAACACAUUCCUACCAAACGAGAAGUCCUCAAGAUCGUUAUGAGUUUGUUCGACCCUCUUGGUUUCAUCGCGUUCUUUCUCGUCCACGGAAAAAUUCUGAUGCAGGACAUCUGGACUAGAGGAACAGGAUGGGAUGAACAGAUUUCACAGGAUAUCUACGUGCGAUGGCGACAAUGGACGAAACUGUUCCCGGAACUGGACGAACUACGAAUCCAGCGCUGCUACUUUCAGUCGCCUUUCCCGAAAACUUUCGAUGGCCUUGAACUGCACGUUUUCGUAGAUGCCAGCGAAGUGGCGUAUUCAUGUGUUGCGUACUUUCGUUUAGAAGCAGAGGAGAAAGUGCAAGUGGCAUUCGUCGGCGCCAAAACCAAGGUUGCUCCGCUGAAAACACAGUCGAUCCCAAAACUCGAACUGAUGGCGGCUUCACUCGGAACCCGACUGCUGAACAUGGUGAAAAGCCAUCACUCGCUCCCGAUUACCCAGCAGUUUAUGUGGACUGAUUCGACAGUGAGCCUCGCAUGGAUUAAAUCAAAAGAUCAUCGUCGGUAUCAACAAUUUGUUGCAGUUCGUGUGGGUGAAAUACUAAUGUCGACCGAACCGAGGGAAUGGAGACACGUCUCGUCGAAACUUGUAACCCGUCAGGAUAUCCUGCAGAAGCUUAUGGCUCAGUGGCCUAAAGAACAGUCAGUUCCAGAAACUUACGAAGAACUUCGCCCGGUUCAUGUCAAUCUGGGUCAUUUCGCUCCGAACAUGAAUGUCUCUCGCUUUAGCUCAUGGACCAGAUUGCAUCGUGCCACUGCUUAUAUUCUCCGUUACCUCGACAACCUACUUCGGAAGAGCAAGGGUCGACAUCUGGAACUCGGUAUACUUACCCAGGAUGAACUACAACGAGCUGAAUACGUUUUGUGGAGGAUGGCGCAACUCGAGGCCUUCCCGCACGAAAUUACUUUACUGACCAAGUCCCAAGGCAUGCCAAAAGACCGUCACCGUGUCGUCGCCAAGUCUAGCUCAAUCUUUAAGACUUGGCCAUUCCUAGAUGACAACAAGAUUUUACGGAUGCGAGGACGAAUCGGUGCAGCACCAUAUGCACCGGACGAAGCUAAGUUUCCCGUUAUCCUCCCCAAACACCACCUAAUCACAUUUCUCAUUGUAGACUGGUAUCAUCGCCGUUUUCGUCACGCCAACCGAGAAACUAUCGUCAACGAGAUUCGUCAACGCUUCGAGAUCGCCAAACUCAGGUCGCUUGUGAAAAAGGUUGCCAAGAACUGCAUCUGGUGCCGCGUAAUGAAAGCGAUCCCAAAACCACCAGCCAUGGCUCCGCUUCCAGAGAUGCGACUGACAGCCUUUGUCCGACCAUUUACUUUCGUUGGUCUGGAUUACUUCGGACCGGUACUAGCUAAGGUGGGCAGAAGCAACGCAAAACGGUGGGUAGCUCUCUUCACCUGCCUGACAAUAAGAGCCGUGCACAUGGAAGUGGUGCAUUCCUUGAGCACAGAGUCCUGCAUAAUGGCAGUACGGCGAUUCGUAUCGCGUAGAGGACCGCCCCGAGAGUUCUGGACGGACAAUGCGACCUGUUUCCAAGGCGCAAGUAGUAAACUUAAGGCGGAGAUUGAAUCCACUACCCGAACUCUGGCACUCACCUUCACCAGUGCAGAAACAGACUGGAAAUUCAUCCCACCGGCCUCCCCACAUAUGGGCGGUGCGUGGGAGAGACUUGUACGCUCGGUAAAAGUAGCGGUUGGUGCAAUCUGGGAAGCACCUCGCAAACCAGACGACGAGACUCUGGAAACCAUUCUAUACGAAGCAGAAGCGAUGAUCAACUCGAGGCCGCUCACGUACAUACCGCUUGAGUCGGCUGACCAAGAAGCAUUGACGCCCAACCACUUUCUUCUGGGCAGUUCAACCGGAAUCAAGAUCCUUCCGACGGAACCUGUGAAUCAUGGCACAACCCUUCGCAGCAGCUGGAAGUUAGCCCAAUACAUUACGAACCAGUUCUGGGUGCGGUGGCUGAAGGAGUAUCUGCCGGUUAUCGCUCGGAGAACUAAAUGGUUCGAGGAGGCAAAAGACCUGGAGAUUGGCGAUCUGGUACUGGUGGCUGGCGAAACGGCGAGGAACCAGUGGAUUCGAGGACGGGUCGAGGAUGUGUUCCCGGGUCGGGAUGGCCGAGUUCGACAGGCGCUGGUACGGACAUCAUCGGGGACCCUGCGAAGACCAGCCACAAGACUGGCUGUAUUGGACGUCGUAGAGUGUUGUGAACCUGACUUACAAGUGAAAGUUGCUUCGGAAUAUCAGCUUGGUUCACGGGUGGGGGAAUGUUACGACGAGGUCCCCCGUUCGACAUGCUUUACUCGACGCGGCGACUCAUCGAUCGUCCACAGCGGUGCGGCAACUGUCAACCAGUCGCAGAGUCAAGAUUAACUGUCGUCCAAACGUCAUCGGCUGGCAGCAGGCCUUUUUCUUUUCGGAUCCAACAGUUUAAGUGAACAGACCGUAAAAUUAAGAUUUAUUCAUUCUCGUAUUUAUAAAUAUUAUAUUAUUUCUGCAUUACGCAGUUACACAGAUCACCUAGAUACUUACUACGUGUGAUCAAGGUGACGUACACCGGCCGACCCACUUCCACAUGGUCGUUUGUGCACCAAAAUUUGUAAGUAGGAUACAUAGAGAUUAUAUGAAUCACACUAAAAUAAAGAAAAUUUACAGCUUGAAGCUUACAACGAUUAAAUAGUGUUGCUAUCUUGGAUUUGGUCAGUCACAGCGAUA
Messenger RNA from Topomyia yanbarensis, 6357 nucleotides. RefSeq lists its product as uncharacterized. The coding region runs from base 1 to 6015 and encodes 2004 amino acids. The transcript is spliced from 3 exons. The record is from RefSeq and is a predicted model, not a curated record. Gene Ontology annotation, biological process: DNA integration. Lineage: Eukaryota; Metazoa; Arthropoda; Insecta; Diptera; Culicidae. Gene Ontology annotation, molecular function: zinc ion binding; nucleic acid binding.